Messenger RNA from Tribolium castaneum (red flour beetle), 736 nucleotides. RefSeq lists its product as uncharacterized. Bases 43 to 675 code for a protein of 210 amino acids. The transcript is spliced from 4 exons. NCBI's taxonomy places the organism in Eukaryota, Metazoa, Arthropoda, Insecta, Coleoptera, Tenebrionidae. The record is from RefSeq and is a predicted model, not a curated record.
UUUCAAACCACCAUUAGUCAAGAACAAGUUUGAGAAAAAAUCAUGAAUCACUUUGUAUCGAGCUUGGUUAUUCUAUUUUACAUAAUCCACAAAAUAACCGGCCAUGGAAUGAUGUUGGAGCCACCAAAUAGAAGCUCCUUAUGGAGGUUCAACAGUUCAGCCCCAAUAAAUUACAAUGACAAUCAAAACUUUUGUGGCGGCUUUAGUGUCCAAUGGGGCAAAUUUGGGGGCAAGUGCGGUCCAUGUGGUGACAAAUACGACGAUCCUCACCCACAAGCCAACGAGAAUGGAGGCAAGUAUGGGCGAGGUUUUGUCGUAGCGGAAUACAAAGCCGGAAGUGUGAUUGAUGUGCAAGUCAAACUCACAGCUAAUCAUUUGGGAUAUUUCAAAUAUAGUCUUUGUGUUCUCAAAGACCCCAACGGGCCUGAAAUGGACGAGAAAUGUUUCAUGCCAUUGAAACUAGUCGACGGUUCUGUUAAAUACAACGUCUGGAAGACAGACUACCUUAUAAAAAAUAAACUCAAAUUGCCUACAAAAAUUAAGUGUGACCGGUGUGUGCUUAGGUGGAAUUACCGAACUGGGAACAAUUGGGGAAAUUGUGGAAACGGAACUUCAGGGUUAGGAUGUGGGCCUCAAGAAACGUUUAGAUCGUGCUCAGAUGUUAGAAUCGUAUAAAAAUUAUUAUCUUUUACUUUUAUUUAUUGUACAUAUUUUAAAUAAAUUAUUUCUACAUUGA